AUGUCGAAAAUUAUUGUUAUAACCAGUGUCACCGGUGCCCAAGGAUCAUCAAUUGCUGAGACAUUUCUCCGCUUCCCAGAAUGGCGAGUUCGAGGCACAACGCGCAAUCCAGCAAGUCCGGCUGCUCAAGUAUUAGCAGAAAAGGGAGUCGAAAUCGUUCAAGCGGACUUUGAUGACAGACCAUCACUUUCUUCAGCUUUCCAAGGAGCUACUGUAAUCUACUCCAAUACCGAUUUCUUCGUGCAUCUCUUCACAGGCAUAUCCACAGGCGCGCCUCCUGGCCGCACAGUCCUCGAACACGCAUAUGAUCGGGAAGUUGCUCAAGGGAUCAAUAUCGCAGAAGCAGCCGCUUCACCGAGCGUUCUCGAAACAUUGGAAUAUUUCAUAUACUCCUCUUUGAGCGAUGCAACGAAAUGGAGUAAAGGUAAAUAUACCUCGGUAUAUCAUUUUGAUUCGAAAGCAGAAACAGUCCGGCAGAUUGAAUCUCGAUUCCCGGAUUUGGCAGCGAGAAUGAGUACCCUCCAAAUGGGAUAUUAUGUCACGAACUGGAAAGCUUUUCCACCCAUGGCACCGCAGAAACAGGACGAUGGGAGUUUUUUGUUCGAGAGACCUUUGAGUCCAGAUAGUGUGGUGGAAUUUGUCGUGACGCAGAGAGAUACGGGAGGAUUUGGGGGGGAUGUUUUGGGAGUCAAGGCUGGGUUUAGACAGGUCUCUGAAGAGACGUUUUGGAAAGGAGUACCGGAUGCUAUGAAGGAGUUGCAGGUUGCUUGGGAGUAUGUGGAUGAGUUUGGUCAUGCGGGUGGGGAUCCGGAGGUUUUGAGACCGGAUGAGCUCACUGUCAAGAUCCCCGUGACGUCGAUGGAAGAGUAUAUAAAGAGUGAAGACUGGUCAGCUGUCUUGAAUUCUUAA
This is a messenger RNA of Botrytis sinoallii, 909 nucleotides long. RefSeq lists its product as uncharacterized. NCBI's taxonomy places the organism in Eukaryota, Fungi, Ascomycota, Leotiomycetes, Helotiales, Sclerotiniaceae. The transcript is spliced from 4 exons. The record is from RefSeq and is a predicted model, not a curated record. The coding region runs from base 1 to 909 and encodes 302 amino acids.